Messenger RNA from Dermacentor andersoni, 2034 nucleotides. RefSeq lists its product as uncharacterized. The record is from RefSeq and is a predicted model, not a curated record. Lineage: Eukaryota; Metazoa; Arthropoda; Arachnida; Ixodida; Ixodidae.
ACACCGGGUCGAGAGGACAACGGAAUCAAAGGUGGUUGCCUCGAGGCUGCCGAGGAAGGCCAUGGUCCGCUUCCCAGCAGGAAGCAGCAACGGUGGCGUGCUCUCUUCCAUGGAUCUCGGUGGCAAGCUACCGCUGGGUGACGCCGGGACUUCACUGAAGGCUGCGCCGUUUGGGUACUGCUGCCGGCUGUCUCGCGGGUCCUCCCCAUACCAGGCAGGGCCGGUCCUGCAGCACUUCAUCUGGGACCUAAAGAGGCCCUGGUUCAUCGGAGUUUCAUCGGUGACAGUAACAUUGGCUGGAGGCAGCCACCUGACGGUCCUCACCACCAUCGUGAAGUGGUCAGUCCUGUUGCACAACUACCCACCGCAUGGCUACGCCGUUGAUCUGAUUACAGUACACGAUCCCCACAAUACUGUAACCAGGCAACGCAUCGCCACUUGGAUCUCCUGCGAGACAUGGGGGGAUGCCCUCCGCCUAGAGGAGCUGACUCGGCCACCAGCUUUGCCAUGGCCGUGUUCGCGCGUUCGCCGCAUGUCACCUGGCUGCGCAGAAAAGCCGCAAAGUCCACCCAAGACCCACGGAUGACCCCAGCUGGUCGGCGGCCACGACUGCCACAGUAGAGAGCGCGCAGAAUUAGGUGGCCGUGGGGCUCGGCGAGGCAGGGGAUGGCCGCCAAGAGGUGCCGUGCCGGCAGCGACGGCUAAUCAGCACUCCUUCGGCGCUUGAACAUCUUGGAUACCCCACGCCGAGUAUGGCACCACGCACCAGGAGUGUUUCAACCAUGCUGUCGUCAGUCCCCACCGUGCCGCAAACACUCGUGUUUAUAUCGUCGAAGUGUCGGGCACGGUUCUUGCUUCCUUAUGCGUUGGAGCGGUAUAAUUAUGCGUGAUUUGCGCGUUUAUUUCCUGUAGCGACUAUGGUUCGCGCAAAUUUCAAAUUGUAGCGUACUUAUGCGUACGUAUUCAUUUCGUCUGGCAUAUAAUAAUUAAUACGCUAAUAAUAUUGUUAAUAAUUACCUAUUAUAUUACUGCGUUAAAAAUUAUUCGUUUGGAAGAGUUCCGGAUUGGUUUCCCAAAGAGUUCCGGAAGGUUUGCCCAAGAGUUCCGGGAGGAUUUUCAAUAUUUUGUUUCAGCUAGCGACCUUCCAAACAACCAUCAGCAAAAGCCAGACGUUGUCUCAAAGGAGCAUUGUUGUACAUUUGUUAUAUUCAGGCACAGACAUAAUGUCACGCAGCCAAUCCGUACGAGGUUCUUGCGCUGCACUUCCCAUUGUGGGACAAUUAUUGACAUCUGCCUUAAUUUGUAGCAUAUUUGCCUAUCGAUAUUUAUCUUGCCUUUAAUAUAUUCUUCAAUUUGCGCGAUAACAUUAUUGUUUACGAUUUUAAUUUCUGCGUUGUAAUUUAUUGCGAAGAGUUCUGGAAGGUGUGCUUUCCAGAGGCAACUUUUGUUUUUAGUUUGCGAUCUUCCAAACAAAUAACAAAAGCCAGAGGAUGUCUUAUCAAGUGCGUUAGUGUAGGUUCAUUGUAUGCGAAAGAGAAAUGCAGGCAUCGUCUUGAACUUGCCCGCAUUGUAGUGAAUCGAACUUUUGGGACGUUUUGUGCAUGAGAACCCCGACAGGUUUCCGUGAAAGUGUUGAUUGUACAAACAAGAACUCUAAAUGCACCUGAGUACACCAUAUUGUACAGUAGACGCGAAAAUUUGCUAGUCGCCAACUGUGAACAUUUUUUUUUUUUUGCAUUACGACGGAGGCGAUCGGUAAACAAGGGUGAAGUGGUUUACUGUAUCACCCUGCCAUUUUCAAAUUGGAGCAGAUAUAGCCACAUUGAAGUAGAGCGUCCAACUGGAAAGCAGAGUACACAAUUCAGGCGCAUAUGUGCGGGUAGUUUCACAAACUAAAGGUUUUCUCUAUCUGGUAAAUAAAUUAUAUACCGGAGAAUACAAUGCGUUCGGUUGUCCUUUUAUUCUAGUCAAUAUUUGCUAAUGCUUAGCAGGUGAAAGCUUUAGUCUCGUACAAACUCUGCCAAAACACUGCAC